This is a messenger RNA of Cuscuta europaea, 3340 nucleotides long. The record is from the annotation of a GenBank genome assembly. Lineage: Eukaryota; Viridiplantae; Streptophyta; Magnoliopsida; Solanales; Convolvulaceae.
UUAUUUUCGAACCCCUCCCCCAAAUCUUGAGAGCUCUUCGCCGGAAAACACCCCCAAACCACCCAAAAUCGCCGUCCCAAGUCAAAAGUCACCCUUAGGAGUUCCGAUUAAGCAUCAAGCAUCAAUUCUUAACCUUCUUCAUCCCAAUUUGAGCAUCAAUUCAAGGUAUUUUGGCUUUCAUCCCAACUUUCUCCAAUUUUUGAAAUCUAUUCUUUCUUUCAAUUCUUGGCAAAAUAGAUGUUUAUCAUUGAUGAAAAUUGACCCCAUAUGCUCAUGUGAUGUAUAUAAACUUGUUUGUUGCCAAAAAUUUUGAGAUUAAAGUUCAAACUUAGGGGAAGUUUUUUUUAAAAAAAACUAAGAACCCUAAUUUCGAAUUUCUUGUUCAUUGAUGAAUUGCUCUAUAUAAUUGAUGUUUAGAAGAAUAUUGAUAUAAUUUAUUGUUGAUAUAUAGUCUUCUAAACAUAAUUAUUGAAAGAAAUUUGUGUAUGAACAUGAAAGUUGGGGAAAUUGAUAAAUUCUUGGAUUUUAAACCUAAAUUACCUUGAGUUGAUGAAUAUAUGUCGUGUUGCGUAUGUGUUGAACUAAUUUUGCAGGUCCAUGGCACUCAAACGAGCAAAAGGUGCUAGUUCUUCUUCUUCUUCCGUUCCCCGUUUCACCUCCCCGGAGAAUGAAGCGUGGUACGAGACGAGAAAGAAGUGGAAAAUUGUCAUUGAGAAAAUUGUGGACCCCCAACCCCAACUCAACGAACUCUACCGGAUUUCAGAGGCGUUUGACGUUCUAGGGUGGGCUAUCAUGCUCACUCUAACUGGAGCAUACUACCCGCGGCUUGUGCGGGAAUUCUACGCAAACAUUGAAAGGAAGAAUGAUCCCUACGGCGACAUUGUAAGCACCGUCAAAGGCACAACAAUCACGGUGAGCGAACGCCGGCUGUGCAACCUACUCAACAUCGUUGACGUAGGUACUCCCUUUUCCAUGAACUCUCAGGUUGUGCUAAGUGACCUCGACUAUGAUGAAAUAAGGGCAAUGCAACUGUUCGGCGUCAAUGAAAACCUUAGGGCCAAGACCCUAAAUGUUCGGGAAAGACUAAUCGUGUACCUUCUUGGCUCCAGCAUCUUGCCACGAGCUAGUGACACACACCUUAUCCGGCGGGGAGGAUUUUAGCCGGACCGACCGGCGCCGGUUGGGGUGUGUCCGGAGCCGGUUACGCGUGAACGCCAACACCCUAAACUCUCUGGAAACAUACGGCGCCGGUUAUAUGGCCCGACCGGCGCCGGUCGUUUGAAAAUUUAAUUUUUUUUGUUUCAAUUAUAAAUAAAUGUGAAUGUUUAUAAAUAGAUUUAUUUAUAAUUGAUUUUUGUUGUUGGGUUGCCUCGCAAUUAGCGCUCAGUUUAACGUCAUAGGCUGCACGCAACAUACUUUUAUUCUUCCAAUUGGCAUGCAGUGAUUGCCGGAGUGAUGUGGUACUCCAUAUAUGGCUUGAGACGGUGACCAUUUACAAGGAAUGGUGCUUGAUCACCAUCUUGAAUCAUCAUUGACCCGUAUGGUCGGACCUCGGUGAUCGUGUAAGGCCCCGACCAUCGGGAUUUGAGCUUUCCAGGAAAUAGACGGAGUCUUGUGUUGAAAAGUAAUACCUUUUGUCCGACGUAGAAUUCCCUCCGAUUUAUGUUUUUGUCGUGCCAAGCUUUGGCCUUCUCUUUGUAGAUGCAGGAGUUCUCAUAUGCGUCUUUUCGGAGCUCUUCUAGCUCAUUGAUUUGAAGCAUCCUCUUUUCUCUCCCAAGAGUGUUAUCAAGAUUUAAUUGGGAAAUAGCCCAAUGAGAUUUGUGCUCAAGCUCCACAGGGAGGUGACAUGGUUUUCCAUAAACGAGCCGAAAAGGGGACAUACCGAGUGGAGUUUUGUAGGCCGUUCGGUAUGCCCAUAAGGCAUCAUCAAGCUUUAGUGACCAAUCUUUCCUAGAAGAGUUGACCGUCUUCUCAAGAAUGGAUUUUAUCUCCCGGUUGGAAAUCUCCACUUUACCAUUAGUUUGAGGAUGGUAAGUGGCUCCGGUCUUAAACAUGCAUCCAUACUUUUUUAAGAGGUCGGUAAAAUGAGCAUUUUUGAAAUGAGUACCAUUAUCACUAAUGAUACUCCUAGGAACCCCAAAUCUUGAGAAGAUGUUCUUUUUCAAGAUUUGGGGUUCCUAAUGAUAUUUUUGUGUGUGUAAUAGAAGAAAAAAUUGGGGUUUUGGACCGAGAAUGAUAAAAGAGUUAUAUACUUUUUUUUACCUCUCUUAAAAUUGAAAAUAUUUUUGUGCAUAUAUUUUUGUCGAACUAACCAAGGCAUCCAAGACUGAAGAAAUUGCUCGAGGAUUAGCAACGCUCAAUUGUGGGGGAAUUUUUGAUAAGCACAAUAAUUACUUAUGUUUUUACAUAGGUAAUUAUACUUAUCUGUACAAAAAUAUACAACAAAAACAGGUAAAUAUUCCAAAGUAUGCAAAAAUGUGGAAUAUGGCUAGGAGCGACAAAUACGGGAUCAAAAGUCAAAGGGGAUUAAAAAUCAGCACUUCUGGAUAAAUCGGAGGCACGAAGUUGAGAAGAAAAGCAAGUAAACAUUUUUGGCGCAGUAACCGGCGCCGGACACACCCCAACCGGCGCCGGUUGGUUCUUAAUUCCCGGAAAAAAAUACAUGACCGGCGCCGGUCAGGCCAGAACCGACGCCGGUUGGUCGGAUUCUGCAAAAAGCACAGCAACGUGCAAGACGAUUUUUGAUGGGAAAACUUCAUCUUCCUAAAUGCUAAUCAAAUAUUGCUUCCAUACCUGAUUGUUGGGUUGGAAUAGACUAAAAGAUGUCAUUCUUUAGCCUAUAUAAACCCCUCAAUUCAUCAUGCAAAUUCAUUCCAUUCCAUAGAUUAAUUCCUAGUUUUUAUAUUUUAUUCUUGGUAUUGUUAUUCAAGUUCUUUGGAGAAGAAGUCAUUUCUUUCCUCUACAAUUGGUUCUAGGCAAUUUUUCUUAUAUGUUAUUGUAUUUAAUUGUUCUUAGUUACACUUUUGUAAUUAAUAUGAGCAUUAGAGGCUAAAUUUUUAGCUAAGGCUAGAGAUGAACUUCUAUGCCCAUUAGGUGUUUGAUAAAAGUUCUAAACCAAUAAAUUGUGAUUUAUCCUUUAUAUAUUGAUUGUUUAUGACUAUGGUGUACAACAUAGAAGUAUGUUAAAUUUAGUUUAUACCUGCAAUUAACGUUGAAGUCUAAACUAUGUAUUAACACAUAAUACAUUACACAUAUUUUAUUAUAUUCAUUUACGUAUAUAAUCUUGUAUUUAAUAUUAUUUGUACACUUACCUUUAGCAUAACUGUAGCCUAAAUAUUAG